AUCCGGAUAUCGGUGUUAAAUGCGACUCCGGAGGACACUAGUUGCCUUCCUCCCGUUGAAGUAAAGUGAAGCUCAACUGUAACUAACCCGAGCGCCACCAUGCAGGGAAAUGUUGGCGUCUACGCGGUGAAGAGGAGGAAAAAGCCCAUUCAGAAGAAUGCCGCGCCUCCGCCCGUGAAGACCAAUCCGUCCAAGCGGCAUCGGGACCGCCUCAAUGUGGAGCUGGAGCGGCUGACCGGCCUGCUGCCGUUCUCAGAGGAGAUCCGCAACCGUCUGGACAAGCUGUCGGUGCUGCGGCUCAGCGUGGGAUACCUCAAAGUCAAGAGUUACUUCCACACGCAGCGCAGGAAAUGCGCGGGGCUCCGCCCCCCCGACGGCGACGGGCGGUCGGUGUCGCUGGACGGCGUGGGCUUCUCUGAGGGCGAGUUCCUCCUGAAGUCGCUCAACGGCUUCGUCAUGGUGGUGACGGGCGACGGCACCAUCUUCUACACCUCGCCCACCAUCCAGGACUUCCUCGGCUUCCAUCAGUCCGACAUGGUGCAGCAGAGCGUCUUUGACCUGGUCCACAUCGACGACAGAGAAUUGUUCAACUGCCAGCUGAAGCUCGGCGUCCACCUGGGCGAGACCGCGGCGGACGCCCUGACACAGAGCAGCUCGUUGAGUCUCCAGCCUCCGGAGAAGCCCUUCUUCCUGGAGAGGAGCUUCUGCUGUCGCCUGCGCUGCCUUCUGGACAACACCUCCGGAUUCCUGGCUUUAAAAUUCUCCGGCCAUCUGAAGUACCUGCGGGAGGACGGCGGCCCCGAGGGGAAUCCUCUGCUGGCCCUGUUCGCCGUGGCCACGCCUCUGCAGCCGCCGCCCGUCAUGGAGAUCCGCACCAGGACUCUCAUUUUCCAGACCAAACACCGGAUGGACUUUGCCCCCAUGGCCGUGGACACCAGGGGCAAACUGGUGUUGGGUUACUCUGAAACGGAGCUGAUCACCCCGGGUUCCGGCUAUCAGUUUGUUCACGCCGCCGACAUGAUGUACUGCGCCGACAACCACCUCAAGAUGAUCAAGACGGGAGACAGCGGCUUCACUUUCUUCCGGCUGCUCACCAGGACGGCGCAGUGGUUGUGGGUGCAAGCCACCGCCCGCGUGGUCUUCAAAGACGGACGGCCCGACUUCAUCAUCGCCCGCCAGAAGCCGCUCACGAACGAAGAGGGAGAGGAGCACCUCCAGGCGAGAAGACGGCAACUGCCCUUCAACUUAGCCACGGGAGAAGGCGUCCUGUAUGACCUUUCCCUGGAUGACUUCACCGUCCCGGCCGCGGCCGGCGCCGAGGCAGAAAGUCCUCUGGAUCCCAGUUCCCUCUUAGGAUCCUUACACCGGCAAGACCGCUCGCUUUAUUCCCGGGAGCCCGCCCCCCGCCUCGCCGACUUCUCCCAAGUAGACGAAAUCGACCCGGAGCAGCCUCUGGAGCGAGCCUUCUCGGACAGCCGCGCGCUGCUCAGCGUUCCGGGUCAGCUGGAAGAGACGCGCGGCUCUGCGUCGCACCCCGUGCUGGACUCGCUGGAGCGGAUCCUGGGAGAGCUGGGUGACGGCGGCCUGGACGAUCUGGAGGUGGAGGGACGCGAGCUGAGGGAGUGGGAGAACACGCUGCUCAGGAUGAACCAGAACCGGGACUUGGAUCACAUCCUGGCCAGCGAUGUCUUUGCCUAUGUGGAGGAGGCCCUGGGAUUGAAAACCGCAGGAGGCGAAAGCGCUCUUCAGGCUUCCCCCGACCCUGACAGCUUGUUAGACUUUGGGCCAGAAGUUCUUUCGGGCGUGUUGUUUUCCGGUGCGGAACCCCCUUCUGACUCUCAUCUUGGACACUGGCCUACGAGCGACACGCCUUUCCGCCGCGGCGUUCCCUCCCGCUCCUGCCGUUUUGAGACGGCUUGGCGACCUUCAACGGUGACCCCCGACAGCGACCUAGGGGGCGCCCACUCGAAUCCCUCCCAACAGGCCGCCUGGCCCCGCCCCCGCACGGACGCAAGCGGCCCACAGUUUUACGGCAGCUGCAUGUAUGAACACUUGGCCAAUUCUGGCCCCGGUCCCCCCCAGGCCCCCCCGUACAUGAUGGGACUUUCCCACGUCAGCGCUCCGAGCGCAGGCUACGCCCUGCCGCACGAGGUCGGAGAAGCACGGCCCCCCGACGCAGCGGCCCGCCAGACGCAGCUUCCCGCCCUCGGCGAGGCCUGGGAAACGGGAGCGUCCCGACCGGAACGUCACGCUGAAAACGGAGCGUUGGAGUCGACCUUCUUCUGCUGGAACGGUCAAGCCCAGAGGCCCAAAGAUCCCCUGAACCCGUACUCCUUCCCGGUGCAUCCGCCCGGGAUGGUCAGCCUGCCCCGGAACAGCGGCCUCUAGACACCCAGGCGGGCGCAGCUCGCCGCUCGGAAUGCCGCCCGGAACGGCGCCACCUCUUGGAGAGGAAAGAAAAGCCGCCUCAUUUCAAAGGGACUCCAUCUCUGCUGCGUUUUAUGCUCCUUUCACAAAGGCCGAGGGAUGUCACGAGAAGGCCAUCCUAUAUAAUAAGUCAUAGCGACGACAUAUUUGUAUAGCCACAUUCAAACGUUUCACUCAACUCUUCGGACUCGCUUGUCAAGCGUCGGCGUAUAUUCAGACAUGUACUCAUGCAGGUGAUCGACGCUAUUCAGGCAGCUAAAGGAAGAGAGCAAACGUCGGCGUCAAACGUGAUCUCUGCCGACAAGCCUUGUGCUUUAUAUUCUUGCUUUUCUAUUAAACACAACCUCAGUGAAUGGAA
Messenger RNA from Hippocampus zosterae (dwarf seahorse), 2785 nucleotides. RefSeq names its product aryl hydrocarbon receptor-like. Gene Ontology annotation, cellular component: aryl hydrocarbon receptor complex; nucleus. The transcript has 11 exons. Gene Ontology annotation, molecular function: nuclear receptor activity; protein dimerization activity; transcription cis-regulatory region binding. Gene Ontology annotation, biological process: regulation of transcription by RNA polymerase II. The coding region runs from base 100 to 2388 and encodes 762 amino acids. NCBI's taxonomy places the organism in Eukaryota, Metazoa, Chordata, Actinopteri, Syngnathiformes, Syngnathidae. The record is from RefSeq and is a predicted model, not a curated record.